Serendipita indica DSM 11827 is the source of this 1656-nucleotide messenger RNA. NCBI's taxonomy places the organism in Eukaryota, Fungi, Basidiomycota, Agaricomycetes, Sebacinales, Serendipitaceae. The record is from the annotation of a GenBank genome assembly.
AUGCCAACAAUCAACGACCUUCCAACGGAGCUCAUCCUCGCAAUUUUCGCGUUUAUGGACCCUAAGACUAUGAUUAAUGCGUCCUCUGCCUGUCGUCAGUGGUACAAACUCUACUCAUUACCUGAGCAGCAAUACAAGGUCGCUCAGCAUCGAUAUUCUGUUGCCGAUGGCCCGCCAAACGACGAGUGGCCUGCCAGUCGGCGCCUUGAGGCGCUUCGAGCGCAUCAAGCGCGAUGGCGCACACUUUCAUGGGCAAAAGCCAUACGUUCAAUAAUGACACAAGGGAUCAAUGGGAAUGCUUUUCAGGAGUUUAUGGACGAGCAAACAGGUUCCAGAACUGUAUCAGUCACCUUCAACAAGGCGCCUUCAGUCAUAGUCAACAGCGACGAGUCGAUGUGGUCAAUCAAUGUGCCCAUUCCCAUCCGUGACUUUUGCAUGGACAGUUACCAAGAUCUUGUUGUCGUUAUGAAUGCUGAAAAUCAACGAUCACGACGAGACGUUCACUUUCUUUCAAUGAAGGAUGGAAAACCCCAUCCUUGUGCUAAAUACCCUAUGGUUUCGGAAGACAUCAGCUCUGUCUGGCCUUACGACAGUGGAUGCAUGAUUGAAAUCUACGGGGAGCACGUUAUCAUUCUCUUUAGAGGACACAUAUAUCCUACUAUGGAGGCACGGAGUCGUACAUCCGUUUUGAUCAUAUGGAACUGGAUCACGGGCGACAAAACGAUGCACCUCAGUUCAAGCGGUGGCAAUCUCAUUGAUUCGUUCUGCUUUUUAUCUCCCGGCCAUGUCCUAGUCGGACGACGACGGCUAGAGGCGUCUACGCCUUCUGCUCAGUCUUCAUUGGAGGUAUAUUCCUUUGGCAAGGGACUACGACACGUCACUAUGCGCCGGUUUCAGCUACCCCAACUAUCAUCGGACAUUUAUCUGACUUUCCUCGAACUCUUGUGUCAAGCAGUCCCAACACCAAACCACCAUGCAUGGCGGCCCUUCUACACCUCACCAUCCGAUUGCAUAUGUAUGAUAAGCGCCUUUUACUCAAAUUGGGAUUCACAUCGAUGCAUGAACUAUAUUGUCUUCACGUCUACAUUCCUCAAAGCGUUUCCAGAUGAAGAAAUCAAUUCGGAGAUUAUCGAUAUGGGUGGAUUCCGACAUAUUUCGACAGUAUCAUGGAAAGACUGGAGUCCGCAGGUUCGCGUCACAUCUUGGAAUUCAGAAAGGAGCGUAUUCAAAGCCGUGACGUGUGGUACCCGCAUUGUGCGUCGCAUCCAAGCUGGCACCGUGGGUCGAUAUCGGAUCCAAAUCUGCGAUUUCAAUCCAUAUGCGUACUCUCAGGUUAAAGGCGCACUGGAUGUGGAUAAGAGGGAGACAGAAAUAGUCACACGAAAGAAAUUGGCCAGAUUCCGCUUUGACCUCUUUAGGCGCGUGGAUAGAACGGAGAGUAAUGUCAAGCAGAGUGAAGAUAUCGCGACCGUGAUCUACAAGUACAUUGACUCUGUUCACUCUCCUCUUGAUCCCAUAUUCAUGGAGCCUAUUGACUAUGGACUGCCGUACUUGGAGGUGACAACUGUGGAAGAUUUCGAGGUGAGAUACGUGAUGAUGGAUUUCGAAAAUAUAUACCUGCUGAGCGAUAAUGGCGUACGAGUCCUAUCCUUCUAG